Verruconis gallopava is the source of this 835-nucleotide messenger RNA. Its product is annotated as NEDD8 protein. The record is from RefSeq and is a predicted model, not a curated record. Gene Ontology annotation, cellular component: nucleus; cytoplasm. Bases 221 to 457 code for a protein of 78 amino acids. Lineage: Eukaryota; Fungi; Ascomycota; Dothideomycetes; Venturiales; Sympoventuriaceae. The transcript is spliced from 2 exons. Gene Ontology annotation, molecular function: ubiquitin protein ligase binding; protein tag activity. Gene Ontology annotation, biological process: regulation of proteolysis; modification-dependent protein catabolic process; protein neddylation.
CCUGUUUGCCGACGCUGAAGCUUUGAAACGUGCACAGGUCUUGGCACCAAAGACACCAGCCCGCCGACCUAGGAUUCAGGUAGAAUAAUUAACAACUUGAAGCGUGUGCACUACUACAAGCAACAUUAUCACCUCCAAAGACAAAUUCACGAAGUGCUAAAGAGUCUAUAUCCAACAUCGGAGUUGUGACACUGCUUGAGUGCUUACUAACUUUACCAAAAUGCUCAUCAAAGUCCGUACCCUCACUGGCAAAGAGAUUGAACUUGACAUCGAGCCGGACUACCCGGUCAAGAGAAUUAAGGAACGCGUCGAAGAGAAGGAAGGAAUACCCCCACCACAGCAACGUUUGAUUUUCGGAGGCAAGCAGAUGAAUGAUGACAAAACCGCCGCAGAGUACAACCUAGAGGGGGGAGCAACAUUACAUUUAGUCUUAGCAUUGAGAGGAGGCAUUUUCUAAGUGUAUGGGGAGCAUAACGUAAUCACUUCAAAGGCACCUUCACACAAGGACGGGCUAUAUGGGCAAAGACGAACAACUUAUGCGUGAACCGCCUGCUUUACACAUGUGAAAUAAAAAGCAAGAUAUCGCUGGUACGGAUCAAAAUCAUAUGCUUCCAUUUUUCAAUGCAGAGGCAUAUAAGCUUCUCAGGCGAACGUGUGUAACAGCGAUUUCGACAUCUUGCAGUCGUCUUCCCGAACUCCUGUGCAAAUCUACUUAAGCAGAGAAAUUCACUUUUUUCAUAAAUCAUCGAUCUUCCCAGCUUAUUCAUGACCUGUUCGCCUCAUGAUUCCUAGAGUUUAGCCACGUACUUUCACUAGAAGAAAAAAGAGCCUUAGC